Messenger RNA from Orbilia oligospora ATCC 24927, 1086 nucleotides. RefSeq lists its product as uncharacterized. Lineage: Eukaryota; Fungi; Ascomycota; Orbiliomycetes; Orbiliales; Orbiliaceae. Bases 1 to 1086 code for a protein of 361 amino acids. The record is from RefSeq and is a predicted model, not a curated record. The transcript has a single exon.
AUGUCUCUCUUCCAUGCUACGAAACCCCAGCUUCCCAAGUCCAGUUCUUUUCAUCAAGCCGAUCUUAUCACCCAGGAAUCAACUGCGAUUCCAACUGAUCCUCAGACUGUCAAGAAGAAGCGUACUUUCUUCCGUGGCCACGCCAAAGCAGACUCUGCAUCAUCUCUCAAGGACAUCAUGGUUGUACCACGCGAGGUUACUGUAACACCUCUUCCACCGCAUUCCGCCAAGGAGACGGUAAUCCAUGGCCAUCAUCACCCAAACAUCCCAAAUCAUGAAGGUCUUCCUGUAUCUCCUCGACGAAGCGCUUCUCCUAGGCGAAGAUCUUCUACUACUCGUAGGCUCCAGAAGCGUCCUCCUUCUCACUCUGGUGGUUCGUCUAGAACCAGCCCUAAUGCUUCUCCUGCUCCUUCACCAAAUUACGUCUUCGACAAACCUCCUAGGAUAUCUAGCAAAGAUUACACUCCCGCCCAUCAGAACCUUUACAUCAUGGACGACGGUCAGGAUGAUGAAAUGUACACUCUCUUUGAGAUGAUCAGUGGCAGCAAAACAAUUAAUUUUAACGGAAACGGAGCACAAUCACAAUCAUCGUCUGCCUAUCCUAGUCCUGAACUACCAAUGGACUCACAGAGAUGCGAACUCAAGCGAAAUAACAAGAAGCUUAACGGGCCUUCUGGGCACUCGAGGAAUACUUCGGCUUCAUCAGAAUACUCCGUCAUGAGCACGAGUACCUACCAAACAGAAUUUUCGGACUUUCAAUUCGAAUUCAACAACGCUGAUCACCACGAUAAGGAAGGAACGCUGCGAGGGGUUCCUCAGGAGUUCACAUUCCCAAGGAAAGCUAUGAACUCACACGUCGGAAAAAACACCGACCUCCUUGGAGUUGAGAUGACGAAUGACUACGAAGAUUGUGUGGCAAGUAUUGCGGACUUGACAUCGGAUGACGAGUCUGACUAUAGCUUUGAACACGGAGAUGAUCUAGACGACCUAGUCUUGGAGGAAGGCCUGGCCAUUCAAGUGCAGAUUAGGAAGUAUUGCUCGCCUAUUUUAGUGAUGAUUACUCCUAGGAGUAGUUGUGAACUAUGA